GUAUUAAGCGGCGUCGCUCGCAGAAAUACGGAUCAGUAGGGUUGAACUGGCGCAAAGGGGUGUUGACUGCUUUUGCCGAAUCAGUCGUCCAGUCCAGCGCAAGAUGCGUACGAGAACAACAACAAUCAGGCUCAGAGUGGCUCCUGAAGGUGUCCAGCUAGCAAUAAUUACUCUUUUAGCGUUGCUGUUGCAGGUGAUUGAGCUCAGCUUAGCGCGUUUGCAACCGGCAGAGAACUUGUUUCCAACCGAUGUCAACAACGCGUUGUUGCCGAACGUUAGAAAAAGUUUAAACGAUUGUCAUCUGCGGUAUCACAAGUAUGGUGAUUAUAAUCUCAUAUAUCCGAUUUUUGGAGUGCCUGUACGAAUUGGAGAAUUUGCGCAUAUGGCAGCCAUCGGUUGGACGCAACCCAACGGUGAAGUGGAUUUUAAUUGCGGAGGAUCUUUGAUAACUUCCCGGCACGUUGUGACUGCAGCUCACUGUGCCAAUCUUGAUCAGCGUGCACCGGAUGUUGUUCGUUUAGGGGUGAUCAAUAUUAAUGUGAGCAUCACUGACCCGAGCAAUAAUCGCGCCCAGCAGUUUCGUAUCACAUCGAUCAAACGUCAUCCCGAGCAUCGUUUUACGUCGGCGUACAAUGAUAUUGCGUUGAUCACACUCAAUUCGGAAGUCCAGAUCAACGACGCAGUAACGCCAGUUUGUCUUUGGGAUCAAAGUGAGGUCAAUUUCCCCACCCUUGAAGCCGUGGGUUUUGGUCAGACUAGUUGGGGUGGCUCUAAAACGCCGGUCCUUCUCAAGGUCCGACUGUCUCCAGUGAGCAACGAUGAAUGUCGCAUUCAUUACCCAACUGAACGACGACUUCGUCAAGGAAUUCAAGACACGCAGGUGUGCGCCAAGGACAGUAAAAUGGAUACUUGCACCGGCGAUUCCGGUGGACCACUUCAAAUAAAACUGCUCUCAAAUCACCGAUCAACACCAUACCUGGUUGGAUUGACUUCCUUCGGGGCAUACUGUGGGACAGACACACCCUCGGUCUACACAAGAAUUUCCUCAUUCAUCCCGUGGCUUCAGAACGAAACUAAUGAAUCAUUCGAUACGGCAACGUGCACUUCGCGAUACAUUCAUCUGCGCGAGACGGAUGAUUCGCUGAUCUCCAGCCGUACGGGCAGCAAUCUUUUCAUAGAACCGGAAAAAAGCUAUAUGGACAUCGAAAUACUUCCCAAACAUCGGGUAUACCUAGGGUACCGGGAACGGAGCACCAACCGCAUCCAGUGGAAUUGUGGCGGAGUUUUGAUCAACGAGGACUACGUGCUGACGGUGGCCCAUUGUGAUGGUUUUAUCUGGGAUCAAAGUCCCACUCACGUCAAGGUUGGAGAUCUGGACAUCCACAAAGACCAUCCGGAAGCGCAGAUCAUUCCGAUCGAGCGAUUCAUCAAACAUCCCCUUCAUCGCGAGGGUUGGAUGGAGAAUGACAUUGCUUUAGUCAAAUUAGCUAGGGAUGUCAAGAUAAACCAAAACGUCCUUCCGGCCUGUCUGGUAGACAAUGACCUAACGCUUCCGGCAUAUGAAAUGGCCGGUUUGGGACCAUACAACCUGAACAAUUUUCUCCGCGAUGAAGAGCCAGUCUCCACAAAUAGAACAUUGGUGUUGACAAGAAUGCGGGUGGACGAAACUCGGUGCCAGGGUGUCAAAAGUUCCCAAUAUUUGUGUACCAAGAAUGAAAAAUUUCUUGUACCAAAUACUUGUCGCAUCGAACAUGGAGGAGCCCUGGAACGGGAGAUCUGGCAUUACGACAAGUUCUUCCAGUACGUGUUUGGUCUAGCUGUGGCAGGAAAGGAUUGUGGCUUCGGAAGUGAGGCGUAUUUUAUUCGAACCUCGACGCACAUCAAAUGGAUUGAAUCGAUCGUGCUGGGCAAGGAUGCUGUUCUGCGGAGAUCCGUUCGUCAGAUCUUUUUCCCGGGACCUACUUCGACAGGAAGCGCAGAAGUUGCUUCCGAAGGGCAACCGUGUACGACCAUUCAGAACACCCCUGGUAAGUGCCGAGUGUAUAACAAAUGUCCGAGUGUUAUGAGCUCUAGUUAUCCAAUAGUAAAAAUGUGCCAAAAUGGAUUGAACCCGCUUGUGUGCUGCCACGAGCCACAACAAUCAACGGCUGUGUCCAGAGAACGGUACACUGUGAAGAAGUGCGUCACCUACUGGAGACAGAUGAAGCGACCGGAAGACGAUGAAUACGAGAGUAUACCUUCGGAAGGCCGUCCGGUCCAGGAACAGGAACAUCCUCAUUUGGCGCUCAUUGGAACGAUCCUUUCCUCCGGCUCUAUCCGGUGGAGUUGUAUAGGUGUACUUAUAAGUGAUCGAUUUGUACUGGCAGCCUCCAACUGUAUGGAAUCUACCAACCGAAUUGUAGUGCGAUUGGGCACAAGUCAAACAAAAUCCUCAACGGAUAGCUCAAAAGAUCUAGCAGUCAAACAGAUUCUGGUCCCUCCAGGGUCCGGAUCCGGAUUGGCCAUUUUCGAAUUGAGCUCCACUAUCACCUUCAGCAGUAACAUACUUCCGGCGUGUCUGUGGCCAAACACUAAUUCUGUUGCCCUCAAACUGUAUGUUCUUGGAUUAAGUGAAGAUCAGAUCAAUGUUCGUCCUCGCUUGGCGAAAUACAAUCAAGACUGCAGAAAGAUGUUCAAACCGAGAAGUCUGGUGGAAGGGGAACACAUUUGCGCCGAAAAUUACUACUCCAGUGAUGACACUUGUCAAGAUCGUACCGGUGAUCCGAUCGAGGCGAUGAUCUCGUCUGGAAAUAUCAAAAUUUCUCUCGUAGUUGGGUUUACCAUGGAGCAGAUUGGCUGUAGCAAAACGGCCGGCGGUCGAAGCAGUGGCGAUACGAUUUCAAUCUACACCAGACUGACCGCACACAUGGACUGGAUCCGAGCGAUUGUGGAGUCCUGAAAUGUGACAGCAUAGCUACUGACAUAAAUAUCUAUGUUUUUCAAACUGACAUACUUACAUGGUCUGUUUAAGUACAGACAAUUGGCUGAGGAAAUAAAUAAGGUUACACCAUAGGCUAAUCUCUUAUAUUAAAGCG
Messenger RNA from Uranotaenia lowii, 3074 nucleotides. RefSeq lists its product as uncharacterized. Gene Ontology annotation, molecular function: serine-type endopeptidase activity. The transcript is spliced from 6 exons. Gene Ontology annotation, biological process: proteolysis. The coding region runs from base 104 to 2938 and encodes 944 amino acids. Lineage: Eukaryota; Metazoa; Arthropoda; Insecta; Diptera; Culicidae. The record is from RefSeq and is a predicted model, not a curated record.